AAGUGUAAAAGAUCGAGUAGCUGUAGCUCUAGAGAGAGGGGGAGAAUGGGGAGAAUGCAGUCUCAGAGGGUGACUCAACCGUAUUUAGCUUUGUAAUCCGGGCUUCAGACUUCCAAGGGUCAAACAGAGGGGUUGAUGUAGCCAGGGUCAUAUAAACACAUACGUCCUCCACCAUCUCAUAUGGUCAGGGGAUCACUUGAAUACGGCCUAGCAUUUAAGAACUCCAUUCCACUCAAGUUUUGAAUUGGAUUUGGUUAGGCGUAACUUGGAGUGGGUGAUACGGGGUUGAAUAUGGCGAUUGACUAAGUAAUCCGUAGAAGUUUUCAGUAGCGAAGAUCGGGAAAAUCGGAGUGGAUCGAGUUCUCGAAAAUGGCAGGAGAACAUAUGCAUUUUCGAUACUCAUCAGUACCAAGUUCUCACACUACUUUCUCUGAUAUGCACCUCAAACCCAUAACUCCUUCAAAAUGUUCAUUUUUCUCUAGAUUAUUCCACAUAGAUCGCAUAAUGGUAGCUCAUCCAAACUUUAGUUGAUCACAUGCUCUACCUUACAGUAUAUGGCACUAUUACCAAGUUUCUGUCUUGAUCACCCUGCUCCAUAAAACGGCAUGACUUUGUUGACAUCAUUUGAACCAUCUAAACGCCACGGUGAUUGCCCAGUUCCCUAUAAGUGUGUAAGGGAAGUGUGUUGCAUGCCCGGAUUUUUUCUUCAGCAUGUGGAGCCGAUUGACCGUGCGGUGUGGACCCGCCCAAUGGCGUCUCACUGCCAGAUUAAGUAGCCGACCAGUCCAGACCACUCCAGUUCCACGAUGGUCUCGCCCAGCACCCGAUUCUCGUCCAUGGGUCAAUAUGGGCCGGUUCUAUUGUACUAGUAAGCCGAUUGAACCCGAGAUUAUCCUCCCCGAAUCUGAGAAGGUGACCUACCAGGCCAAAAGCCAGCCUCGAGCCUCGGGUCCGAGCGAAUCGCACGAGUUUCAAGCGGAGACCCGUCAGUUAUUGAAUAUCGUGGCCAAAUCGUUGUAUUCCGAGAAAGAGGUCUUCAUUCGUGAGUUGAUCUCGAAUGCGUCGGACGCCAUUGAAAAGAUGCGGUUCAUGACUCGAUCCGGUCAAACCCUAUCCGGUGCGGAUCGACCGCUGGAGAUUCGGAUUGACACCGACAAGGUGGGUCGGACCAUCACCAUCCAUGAUUCUGGCUUAGGAAUGACCAAGGAGGAGAUGAUGACCAACUUGGGAACUAUCGCUCGAUCCGGCUCCAAGGCCUUCAUUCAAGAGAUGAGUGAGAAAAACCAGACGGUGGACUCGAAAGAGAUCAUUGGCCAAUUCGGGGUGGGUUUCUAUUCAGCUUUCAUGGUCUCUGACAAGAUCGAGGUGUUCUCGCAAUCGAGCUUACCCGACCAACCCGCUCAUCAUUGGGAAUCGGAUGGAUCCGGGACUUACACGAUACGCGAAGCUCAGAAUGUGUCUGAAGGCACGAAAAUUGUCAUUCAUUUGAAGCCGGAUUGUGCCGAGUUUGCGGACGAAACCAAUGUUCGGGAAAUUGUCAAAAAGUACAGCAGUUUUGUGGGCAGUGAUCUGAUCUUGAAUGGAACCAAAGCCAAUGAGUUACGUCCCUUGUGGCUCAUGGAUCCCAAGGAGGUGGAGCCUGACACGCAUGAAGAUUUUUAUCGGUACAUCGGCAACACGUUCGACAAACCUCGAUUCACGUACCACUUUCGAACCGACGCACCCAUCGACAUUCGGGCCUUGCUCUAUGUGCCGGAAAGUCGUCCGGGCCUAUUUGAGACCAAUCGUGAAGGCGCGGAUGUGGGCGUGGCAUUGUACUGUCGUAAGGUGUUGAUCAAAAGUAAGGCCGAAAACAUUGUACCCAAGUGGAUGCGAUUCGUCAAGGGCGUGGUUGACUCCGAAGAUAUUCCUCUCAAUCUCAGUCGCGAAUUACUGCAAGACAGUGCCCAAAUCCGCAAAUUGCGAACGGUCUUGACCAACAAGUUCUUGCGCUUCAUCCAGGAACGAGCGCGGAAAGAGACUAAAUCGUUCCUGGAGUUCUACAAGGAUUACGGUUUCUUUUUCAAAGAAGGCAUUAUCACCUCGAACGAGCAAUACGAAAAAGAGGAAUUGGCCAAGAUCUUGAGAUUCGAGAGUUCAAAGCAGCCAGCCGGGGAGCUGGUCUCAUUGCCCGAGUACUGUGAUCGUAUGAAUGCGGGGCAAAGAGAUAUCUACUAUCUCAGCGCACCUAGUCGGCAAUUGGCCGAGAAUUCGCCCUACUUCGAGGCUUUGAAGAAACGCGACGUCGAAAUCUUGUUCUGCUACGAGAGCUACGACGAGUUGGUGCUGAUGCAGUUGCAGCAAUUCGACAAGAAAUCGAUGACUUCCGUGGAGAAAGAGAUGCGUAUGGACAACACACCGCCUUCGGAAGAAACGGAUAAAGAUUCCCUUUCGUCUUCUGAUCAAUCCGAACUGAUGGAUUGGGUCAAGUCCCAAUUGGGACCCAAAGUUGCCAAAGUCAAGACGACAACAAAAUUGGAAUCCCAUCCUUGCGUUAUCACCGUGGAGGAAAUGGCGGCGGCGAGACAUUUCGUUAAAACCCAAGCGGCCAACUUCUCCGAGGAGCAACGCUACAACAUUCUCCAGCCCCAAUUCGAAAUUAAUCCCUCUCAUCCCGUGAUAAAGAAACUCAAUGAGCUCAAACAAUCGAAUCCGAAACUGGCUAAUCUCCUCACGGAACAACUCUUUGCUAAUUCUAUGGUUUCAGCGGGUUUAGUCGACGAUCCUAGAAUCAUUCUGAAGUCCAUGAACGAGCUCCUGACCGAGGUCCUUUCAAAAUACUGAUAUCAUUAAACAUCAAAACACUGCGUCAUGCAUGUUUAAUCUCGGCCCUUUUCUCUUGUAUGGUCUUAUCUCUGUUCAAUGAAUUAAACACAUAUUUUUAUUGCGA
Messenger RNA from Tigriopus californicus, 2929 nucleotides. It is a transcript of the gene Trap1, whose product is annotated as heat shock protein 75 kDa, mitochondrial-like. The transcript has a single exon. Gene Ontology annotation, cellular component: mitochondrial inner membrane. NCBI's taxonomy places the organism in Eukaryota, Metazoa, Arthropoda, Copepoda, Harpacticoida, Harpacticidae. Gene Ontology annotation, biological process: protein folding. Bases 712 to 2823 code for a protein of 703 amino acids. Gene Ontology annotation, molecular function: ATP hydrolysis activity; protein kinase binding; ATP binding. The record is from RefSeq and is a predicted model, not a curated record.